This is a messenger RNA of Lolium rigidum, 441 nucleotides long. Its product is annotated as germin-like protein 1-1. NCBI's taxonomy places the organism in Eukaryota, Viridiplantae, Streptophyta, Magnoliopsida, Poales, Poaceae. Gene Ontology annotation, cellular component: cell wall; plasmodesma. The transcript has a single exon. Gene Ontology annotation, molecular function: manganese ion binding. The record is from RefSeq and is a predicted model, not a curated record. Bases 1 to 441 code for a protein of 146 amino acids. Gene Ontology annotation, biological process: plasmodesmata-mediated intercellular transport; regulation of root development.
AUGGGCCAAACAAAACAAGCGCGGAACCAGUUCCGGUCAUUCCCGGGGGCGAACACGCUGCGGGUCUCCAUGGCGCGCAUCGACUACUCGCCGGGAGGGCAGAACCUGCCGCACACCCACCCGCGCGCCACCGAGAUCAUCUACGUCACCCACGGCGUCCUCGAGGUGGGCUUUAUCACCACGGCCAACAAGCUUUUCGCCAAGACCGUCACCGUCGGGGAGGUGUUCGUCUUCCCGCUCGCACGGGCUCGUGCACUUCCAGCAGAACGGGGGCACGGCCCUGCCUCCGUCAUUGCCGCCUUCAACAGCCAGCUCCAGGGCACGCAGGUCAUCGCCAACACUCUCUUCGCCGCCACGCCGCCGGUGCCCAGCGACGUGCUGGCCAAGGCAUUCCGGGUCGGCAACGAAGACAUCGACGCUGUCAAGGCCAAGUUCAAGUAG